Molecule: messenger RNA, 5788 nt
Organism: Meriones unguiculatus (Mongolian gerbil)
Lineage: Eukaryota; Metazoa; Chordata; Mammalia; Rodentia; Muridae
Gene: Epha10
Product: EPH receptor A10
Exons: 17
Coding region: 568-3636 (1022 amino acids)
Biological process (GO): protein phosphorylation; axon guidance; cell surface receptor protein tyrosine kinase signaling pathway
Cellular component (GO): plasma membrane; neuron projection
Molecular function (GO): transmembrane-ephrin receptor activity; protein binding; ATP binding
Source: RefSeq, a predicted model, not a curated record
ACCAUGAAACACCGGGAUCCGCAGACGCAGGAAGUAGCCAGGGGCCGGGAGACACCUCAGCUCCCCAGAGCUUGAGGUCAGGAUGUCAGGCUCGGAAACCCCCUGCAAGUCCUGGGUGCUCCGGUGGCUAGCUAAGAGGCUGCAAGUGUCACCGCUUCCCCGCGGACCGCCCCUCCGUAAGCCACGCCCACAGCGCCUACUUCCCGGGACGCCGAGAGCUAAGGUUUAAGGGUCUCUGGUCCAUCGACGCCAGCUUGUCUCGCUGUCCAGCAGCCCCGCAAGCGCUCAGGGCCGCCCUACCCCCACGGUUUGGAGCUCUGCGGGACCCCUUGGUUCCCCCCUCCAGCUGGGCGUUCCGCCCCUGGCCUGUGAAACCCCACCUCCUUAUUCUCUGCUGCCGGGGAUUGGCGGACCUCCCGCGGCGACGCCUGGCGAUUGGUCCCCAUGGAUGAUGGUGACCGGCGAGACUCCGCCCUCGGUCGGCUCUGGGGUCUGGGGGCACUGCUCAGCGGUGCUGGGCUGGCGAGGCUGGAGUCGCCGCCGCACUGACAGCUCCGUCUCUGGACGAUGGAGCCUGGCCCCGGUCCACACCCGCUGCGCCUGUUCGUCUGCCUGAUGCCACUCUGCCUUGCUCUGCUUCUGGGACCUGGGCGGCCCGGGACCGCCGAGGAAGUGGUCCUCCUGGACUCCAAAGCCUCCCAGGCUGAGCUGGGUUGGACUACACUGCCAAGUAACGGGUGGGAGGAGAUUAGCGGCGUGGACGAACACGACCGUCCCAUCCGCACGUACCAAGUGUGCAACGUGCUGGAGCCCAACCAGGACAACUGGCUGCAGACGGGCUGGAUCAGCCGCGGCCGUGGGCAGCGCAUCUUCGUGGAGCUGCAGUUCACGCUCCGCGACUGCAGCAGCAUCCCCGGCGCCGCGGGGACCUGCAAAGAGACCUUCAACGCUUACUACCUAGAAACCGAGGCCGACCUGGGCCGGGGGCGUCCCCGCCUGGGAGGUAACCGGCCCCGCAAGAUUGACACCAUCGCGGCUGACGAGAGCUUCACGCAGGGCGACCUCGGGGAGCGCAAGAUGAAGCUGAACACGGAGGUGCGUGAGAUCGGCCCCCUCAGCCGGCCAGGCUUCCACCUGGCCUUCCAGGACGUGGGCGCAUGCGUGGCGCUGGUCUCUGUGCGCGUCUACUACAAGCAGUGCGGGGCCACGGUGCGGGGCCUGGCCGCCUUCCCCGCCACCGCAGCGGAGAGCGCCUUCUCCACGCUGGUGGAAGUGGCCGGAACGUGCGUGGCCCACUCGGAGGGGGAGCCCGGCAGCCCUCCCCGCAUGCACUGCGGCGCGGAUGGCGAGUGGCUGGUGCCCGUGGGGCGCUGCAGUUGUAGUGCCGGCUUCCAGGAACGUGGUGACCUCUGCGAAGCCUGUCCCCCAGGGUUUUACAAGGUGUCCCCAAGGCGGCCCCUCUGCUCACCGUGCCCGGAGCACAGCUUGGCCCUGGAGAAUGCUUCUAUAUUCUGCGUGUGCCAGGACACCUACGCUCGCUCGCCCACCGACCCGCCCUCAGCUUCCUGCACCCGGCCGCCCUCGGCGCCGCGGGACCUGCAGUAUAGCCUGAGCCGCUCCCCACUGGCGCUGCGGCUGCGCUGGCUGCCGCCUGCGGACUCCGGCGGCCGCUCCGACGUCACCUAUUCGCUGCUGUGCCUGCGCUGCGGCCGCGACGGCCCGGCGGGCGCGUGCCAACCCUGCGGGCCACGCGUGGCCUUCGUCCCGCGCCAGGCCGGGCUGCGGGAACGCGCCGCCACGCUGCUGCACCUGCGGCCGGGCGCGCGCUACACCGUGCGCGUGGCCGCGCUCAACGGCGUCUCGGGCCCGGCGGCCGCAGCGGGGGCCACCUACGCGCAGGUCACAGUGUCCACCGGACCCGGGGCACCCUGGGAGGAGGAUGAAAUCCGCAGAGACCGCGUGGAGCCCCAGAGCGUGUCCCUGUCAUGGCGGGAGCCUGUUCCUGUUGGAGCUCCCGGAACCAAUGGCACCGAGUAUGAGAUCCGCUACUACGAGAAGGGUCAGAGUGAGCAGACUUACUCCACAGUGAAGACAGGGGCUCCGGCCGUCACUGUCACCAACCUGAAGCCUGCUACCAGAUACGUUUUUCAGAUCCGGGCAGCCUCCCCAGGGCCUUCAUGGGAGGCCCAGAGCUUCAGCCCCAGCAUUGAAGUGCAGACCCCCCGCGAAGCUGCUUCUGGGUCCAGGGAUCAGAGCCCUGCAGUGGUUGUCACCGUAGUUACCAUCUCAGCCCUCCUGGUCCUGGGCUCUGUGAUGAGUGUGCUGGCCAUCUGGAGGAGGUGGGUAGCUGGUGUCAUCCUGAGUGUGCUGGCCAUCUGGAGGAGGCCCUGCGAUGGCAAAGGAGGUGGGGACGCCCACGACGAGGAGGAACUGUAUUUCCACUUCAAAGUCCCGACACGCCGCACGUUUCUGGACCCCCAAAGCUGCGGGGACCCGCUGCAGGCGGUGCAUCUGUUCGCCAAGGAGCUAGAUGCCAAAAGCGUCACCCUGGAGAAGAGCUUGGGAGCAGGGCGAUUUGGGGACCUGUGCUGUGGCUGCCUGCAGCUGCCUGGUCGCCAGGGGCUGCCCGUGGCCGUACACACUCUGAGGGAUGGUUGCUCGGACUCGCAGAGGCUCAGCUUCCUGGCUGAGGCCCUCACCCUGGGGCAGUUUGACCACAGCCACAUUGUGCGCCUGGAAGGCGUUGUCACCCGAGGAAACCCCUUGAUGAUUGUCACUGAGUACAUGAACCUUGGAGCCCUUGAUGACUUCCUCAGGCAUCACGAGGGGGAGCUGAUGGUUGCUCAGCUGAUGGCUCUGCUGCCGGGGCUGGCCUCGGCCAUGAAGUACCUGUCAGAGAUGGGCUAUGUUCACCGAGGCCUGGCAGCCCGCCGGGUACUGGUCAGCAGCGGCCUCGUCUGUAAGAUCUCUGGCUUUGGGCGGGGUCCCCGGGACCGAGCCGAGGCGGUCUACACCACCAUGAGUGGCAGGAGCCCAGCACUCUGGGCAGCUCCCGAGACACUUCAGUUUGGCCACUUCAGUUCUGCCAGUGACGUAUGGAGCUUUGGCAUUGUCAUGUGGGAGGUGAUGGCCUUUGGGGAACGACCCUACUGGGACAUGUCUGGACAAGAUGUGAUCAAGGCUGUGGAGGAUGGCUUCCGGCUGCCACCCCCCAGGAACUGUCCCUCCCUACUACACCGACUCAUGCUUGACUGCUGGCAGAAAGACCCUGGUGAGCGGCCCAGGUUCUCUCAGAUCCACAGCAUCCUGAGCAAGAUGGGGCAGGAGCCGGAACCCCCCAAGUGUGCUGCGGCCACUUGUCUCAGGCCUCCCACACCCCUGGCGGACCGUACCUUCUCUGCCUUCCCCUCUUUUGGUUCUGUGGGCGCCUGGCUAGAGGCCCUGGACCUGUGCCGCUACAAGGACAACUUCUCUGCAGCAGGCUAUGGGAGCCUGGAGGCUGUGGCUGAGAUGACUGCCCAGGACCUGGGGAACCUGGGCAUCUCUUCCACUGAGCAUCGAGAAGCCCUCCUGAGUGGGAUCAGCGCCCUGCAGACUCGAGGGCUGCAGCUACAGGGUCAGGAGGUGCACGUGUGAGCAGCUCAGCCCUGCCCAAGGACCUGCAAGGACACUCCCCUUGGGUGGGAGGAGUGCUCUCGUUCCCUUAGAGGGCCCUGAGCUGGUCGGUGCCAUGUUGUCCCCUCCAUUUCAUAUUUCUUCUCAAUACCUUGUUGACCUAGUGGUCCUAAAAGGAGGUUCAGAUCCCUGGAGAGGACCCCAGAGAUAACUGCAGGAAGACGGUUAGGGUGUCAAGGGCAAAGUUGGUUGGGAAAAGACAGUUUCAGUCCUGCUCAAGCCCUUCGGUCUUCCACACUCACUGGGGUUGGGCCUAAUUGGCAGGCAACUCAUUUCCUCAGAGAGCUUUUGGCCUGCCAGGCAGUAAAGGUCCCCGAGAGAGACCCAUUGGUUAUGACAGGGACCACAGCUGCCUGGGCGCCUGAGUAUGGGAGCCUGGGCCACUGGGGAGUGUCCCUUACUUCCUGCACCUUGGCUAGCUCUCUCUGAACCCUGGUGCCGAGGCCCUAGCAGGCAAAUGGUGCUGACCUCAGGGACUGAAUCCUGCCCCCAUCCCAGGCGGAGACUCCAGAGCUGGGGGCUUCCUGCCUUGGGUUGGCAGUUCAGGAUGAGGACCAGUCUCCUAGUAGGUCACACUUAAGUCCUGGUGCUCUCCUGGGCCUGCUGUCUCAUUCGUUUUGGAACUGAUGGGGAGGGCUUGCUCUGCAUUCUGGAAGGUGGAGAGAAGGGGAAAGAGACUGAGGAAGGAGUGAGUUUGACAGGCUGGUCUGAACCCUGGCCUUCAGUCUCAGAGCCUGAGCCAGGGAGAAGGCUGGCCCUGGAGAGAGCUUGCCCUUCCACGGCACCAGCUCUCUUCCUUGGACAGCCCAGUGAACCCUCUCUGGGUGAGCCCCUUGUGGUUUUUCUUGGUACACUGGUACCCCGUGCUCCCUCCCUAGAGGGCCUCCCUGGCGCUGCACACCGCUCUUGAAGGAGUGCUGUGCUGAGCUGACCUGUCUGCAAGGGCCCUGGCAGCUGUGAGGUCUUGAGACCAAGGCCGUCUUGGGAGGGUGGGGCGUGCUGGAUCUGGACCGAGUUUGUCUACACCACCCUUGAUGGAUGCCUGCUCUGUUUUUGCUGUGGUAGUGAGGAGGGGUGACAUGGGCUGAGACAGAGCAGGUGGGAGUGGAGAGAGAAAGGCAGACUCCAGAGUACACCUUUGGAGGGCUCAGACAAGGAGGGGCUUUCCUCCCGGGGGGAGGGGACCGGGAGGACGGGCAGGUGGACUGUCGCUAUGUGUGUGUUGAGGGAUGUCCAGAAAGGCUUCUUAGAUGAAGUCCAAAUUGAAUAAGGGCUUGAGGGGGAGCGUGUUCUCUCCGUAGGGUGAAUGGAGUCACCGGCAGGCUCAGAAUCCAAGCAAGGAUCUCUUAACAGAGAGCCUGGGGGAGAGGGGCUGGAAGCCAUGAUGCAUCUUUGGGGAGUACCCAUAGGGGGGCGGUGACUCCCCGCAGUGCCUUGGGCCUUGACCUGCCAGCAGCAGCUCUUCCCUCCUCAGAGCCUACCCUAUUCCUGGCUCCCUGCUCCCUGGGCACCUGCCUCAGCUCAGUGACUGCGGGGACACUGGGGUAGACGGGGAUGCUGCACCCACCUUUGACAGAACUGGGGAACUGAUACAACCCCCCCCGCAGGCUCUUCCUUCAUCCUCCCUCCAGGGAAAACUGGCUCAACCUCCAAGGCUCAUGGGGACAGUGCGCUGUCUUGGGUGACCAGAACCUCGCUCGUCCCCCAUCUCCAGCCACAUCAGUCAUUCUCAAGGUCAAACUCCUCCCCUCCCUGGCUGUUUGCAGAGGGGUCCCUGGCUGUGUUGGCUGGACUUCGGCGUCCAGGGUAGACCUCUCCUCUGAUGAGGAGUGAGGUCCUAGGAAUCCUGAGGGGGCCCAGGCCUCAGCCCUGCACAGGCACCAGCAUGAUACAGGGUGCUGGGUCACUGGGGACCCUCCACAGAUCUAUUUUUAUAUACGGGGCUUGCACACUGGACAGAGGGAGGUCACCUGCAACCCAUAUUGCCCUGUCACCCACCUAGGGAGGGAGGGGCUGGUUGUGGGUGGAGGCUCCUUUGAGGACCUAUGGAAAUGUUUUUCUAUUUCUUGGGUUCUAUAUUACAGUACCAAGUAAUAAAGCCUUGUCUGUGCUA